Molecule: messenger RNA, 1009 nt
Organism: Musa acuminata AAA Group (dessert banana)
Lineage: Eukaryota; Viridiplantae; Streptophyta; Magnoliopsida; Zingiberales; Musaceae
Product: squamosa promoter-binding protein 1
Exons: 2
Coding region: 26-673 (215 amino acids)
Cellular component (GO): nucleus
Molecular function (GO): DNA binding
Source: RefSeq, a predicted model, not a curated record
AGAAAUUGUGGUUGGUUCAGCUGCUAUGGACCCCAUCCUUCCGCCCCUUCCCUCUCUCACCUUUGCACCCCCCUCGUCCAGAGCCUUCUCCCCCAACAAUUCCACAAACUCUUCCUCCUCAUCCUCCCUCCCUCUCAUGGAGUACCGGAGGACGCCGAUCGAUCCCGCGUCAAGGAACAGCCAACGAGAGAAGGCGAUGAAGGAGGCCGCGCUGUCUCCGACUCAGGUGGCCACUCUGGGCGAGGACGAGGAGGUGAUGGAGGAGGACAAGAAGCGACGGGUAAGCUUCUCUUCCUCAGCGGCUGCACGGACGGGGCCUGACGCCGGAGGCGGCGGUGGCGGAGCGUCGCAGCCCUGCUGCCAGGUUGACGAUUGCGCCGCAGACCUCCGCGAGGCCAAACGUUACCACCGCCGGCACAAGGUCUGCGAGGCCCACUCCAAGGCUGCCGUCGUCGUGGUCGCCGGCCUCCGCCAAAGGUUCUGCCAGCAAUGCAGCAGGUUCCAUGAGCUAGCAGAGUUUGACGACUCCAAGAGGAGCUGCCGCAGGCGCCUGGCUGGCCACAAUGAGCGGCGCAGGAAGAGCUCUACCGACACGCAGCCAGAAGGAUCAAACCGCUGCAGGGAGGCUGACCUCCCUGGAAAUCCUGCAUACAAACAUUUCCAGAUCAGAUAAGAACCUGAUCAGGCUCUCUCUCUUCUGUCAUGCCAUGGCUUCCUUCACCACCGAGUAACAUCAGCUUCCUCCAUGAUACAAGCGAAGAAGACAUGUAUUUAAGCUGGAAACUGCUAUGUCAGCCAUCUUCUAGUUGUAAUAUGGUUUGAUGGGAGAGGUAAAUGCAGAAGCCAGAGAUGGCUUCUUUGUUUCAAGUGUUCGAUUGUGUGUCCACUUCUUUACCUCAGCAUUUUCCUAAAUCUCAGUAAAGGGUACUGCUCAUUGUACUACAGUCUUAAACAUCUAUUUGAUCAUCGUGCAAUUUAUUUUCAGAAGCUGAAAUCAUAUUUCGAUGUA